AUGGCAGGCAUGUUCAAGAACAUGCAAUUGCCGUUCAGGCAAAAGCAGCAGGAAGAUGCGGAAGGAGCAGAAGAAGAGGAGGGAGAGAGUCUCACCACGAUCCUCACGACCUCUGAAGAUAGGUCAUCCCUCACGAUCUUGGUCGCCGACUGCACGGAGGUCAUGCGGCAGGAUGUGAUUGAUGUAUUCGAUGCGAAGAAGACGGGGAAGAAGGUUGAUCUCAAGGGCGAUCUGAAAGGGGAUGAAGCACUGGUGGACACAGACGUAGAUCCUGGGACGGUCGACGUUGGAGAGCAGGAUAAGCUGAAGAAGCAGCUGGAGCAGAGAGAGAAGGAGCUGAACUCGCAGAAGUUCCAGGACCUCAAGUCGGACGCGCUGAAGCACUUUGACGAAUGGCGGACAAGCGUCAUCCAGAGGGUCGGCGAGGUCGUCAAUACAAGGGAAGAGGCUGCGCGGGAAACGAAGCAAGCAAAGCCAAAGAAAGACGAAACAACACCCGAGCGGGCCUCUCCGCCAAUGCGAUUCCCAGAGCCAGCGGAAUAUGACGAUGGCGUUGACCAGGCAAUUGGCGAGCUGUAUGCACCUGUGGAUAACCCGCUGAAGAAGCUGGCGCAAGAGAAGAAAGUACUGAUCCUGCACUCCAUGCUACUUUUACUGCUGAGCCUGGAAAAGUACCAUGCUCAAUCAAGGGUUCUACUACUGCAUCUGACUACCAGUCUCGGACUUUCCAUCAAAUACCUCGGCCAUGAUGAGAGCAAGGUUGCCAGAGGUCUGCUUUCGGCAGCAGAGAACCUCAAGGCUGACGAAGAGACCAAGAAGAGGGCUGAGGAGAAUAAGGACUCGAGGAAAUGGAAGGUCGGUCUGGCGACUGUGGCCGGCGCAGCAUUGAUCGGAGUCACCGGUGGACUUGCUGCUCCUCUGCUGGCUGCUGGCGUAGGUUCAGUCAUGGGUGGCUUGGGUUUAGGUGCCACGGCCGCAGCAGGCUAUCUUGGAACGUUAGCCGGCAGCACGGUGUUGGUAGGAGGACUCUUUGGAGCCUACGGUGGGCGAAUGACUGGCAAGAUGAUGGACCAGUACGCGCGCGAGGUUGAAGACUUCGGCUUCGUGCCCGUCAGAUCAGCCCACAAGCCGCGAAAGAUCGAGAAGGAGUUCCGGCGACUGCGUGUAGGCAUUGGCAUUUCCGGGUGGCUCUCAAAUCAAGACGAUGUCGUCGAGCCAUGGAAGGUCUACGGCGUGGAGAUUGAAAGCUUUGCUUUAAGGUGGGAACUUGAGGCUCUCAUGAAUCUUGGUAACGGCCUGGAGACGAUGAUCAAAAGCGCUGCAUGGGGUCUUGCGAAGCGUGAGAUCAUCAGCCACACCGUGUUCGCAGCACUGUCCGCCGGUCUUUGGCCUCUUGCUCUCGUCAAGGUCUCACGGAUCAUCGAAAACCCAUGGAGCGUGGCCUCUUACCGUGCACAGAAAGCUGGAGAAGUAUUGGCCGAUGCGAUCAUCAACAAGGCUCAGGGCGAGCGCCCAGUCACUCUGGUCGGCUACAGUCUUGGAGCCAAAGUCAUUUACACUUGCAUGCAGCGACUCGCAGAGCGAAGAGCAUUCGGGCUUAUCGAGUCUGUCGUUCUAAUCGGCUCACCGACUCCUUCAGAUGAGUCUGACUGGCGCCUGGUCCGAAGUGUGGUUGCUGGCCGGGUGGUGAAUGUGUACAGCACUAAAGACUACCUACUCGGCUUCUUAUACAGGGGCAGCAGCAUCCAGUACGGAGUCGCUGGUUUGCAGGCAAUCGAGAACGUGAAGGGCGUGGAGAACUACGAUGUCACCAGCAUGGUGAAUGGUCACACGUCCUACCGAUACCUCACUGGUGAGAUCCUCAGGAGGAUAGGCUUUGAAGAUGUCGACAAGGAGGAGCUCGAAAAGGAAAAGAAGGCUCUGCGGGAGAAGGAAGAGAAAGAAGCCAAGGAGCGAGACGAAAGCGAGAAGAAGGAACAGUCAGAAGGCACUGCCGAUCCAAGCACUGGUGUCAGCGAUCAGCAUGUCCAAGAUCUCGAGAAGGAAGUCGAGAAGAAAAACGAGCAGUCGUACGUCGGUUGGGCUCAAGAGAAGAUGGUCGGCGCAGGCACUUCGGCGUCUGUUGCCUACGAGAAAGCAAAGGCACAGUGGUCGAUGCGCAGGCAGGGUGCUGGUGGUCAAGCUGCGGCUGAUGCUACUAAGCAAGCAGACAGUGCCACUUCUGAUGUAAGCAAAGAUGCAGAAUCUGCUGGAGUCGAUACGCCGAAUGCUGGAGAUGCUGCGUACCAAAGUAUGCGGGCCAAGUCAAUUGCGAGAAAAGAAGUUCCGCAGGGGUCGCCAUCAGGAACGUCCCCGGCAUCAUGA
Messenger RNA from Saxophila tyrrhenica, 2364 nucleotides. RefSeq lists its product as uncharacterized. The coding region runs from base 1 to 2364 and encodes 787 amino acids. The record is from RefSeq and is a predicted model, not a curated record. The transcript has a single exon. Lineage: Eukaryota; Fungi; Ascomycota; Dothideomycetes; Mycosphaerellales; Extremaceae.